This is a messenger RNA of Didymodactylos carnosus, 855 nucleotides long. NCBI's taxonomy places the organism in Eukaryota, Metazoa, Rotifera, Eurotatoria, Philodinida, Philodinidae. The record is from the annotation of a GenBank genome assembly.
AUGGAAAGUAUUCCAUUCGUACCAGGUGGAUGUACAACAACAGUAAUAGAUGCUCAAGUUUGUCGGUUUACUCUUGUCAAAUAUAUUUCGCCUGAUAAUUACAGUACAAUUGAGGUUAACGGAAUUGAUAGCAAUGACAGUUAUAGCAUAAAUCAGAAUUCAUCAUUAGAAUUAGUUUCGAUUGUUGGUAUGUAUCAGGAUGCUGAUGGAAAUACGGACAGUAUCGAACGAUUUCGUUACACUUAUGAUUGUUUAACAGAUAAAUGUAAUGAUGUUGAAAACUUACUCCAACCAAUGAUUCGUGCAACUAAACAUGGUCAUCAAUGGUCACCAAAUAAAAUUAUUGAACUUGUAUAUAAUUAUCCAGUACCAGGUACUCUGUUUUCGUGUAUGUGGAGUGGUGAUAAUUCAUUGAAGUAUUGUAAAAGCGCCGGUGUGUUAACUACAGGCGGCUGUUAUUAUUGUAUAUACAGUCUAUUUCCUGAGAUUUUAACAGAAGAUGACCGAAUAUUGUGCAGAACUCAUUGUGAACAUCAACAGAGCGAAUUGUCAUUAGGUACUCCCACAGUGAUAAAUAAAGAAAUAGUUGAUUUUGAAAAUCUUCGACAAUACGCGUUUUUUCUUUCAAUUGAAUGCAAUAGGGAUCAGUGUAAUAGUGAGGACAAUUAUGGAGAGAUACAAUAUUUAUCUCGUAUUUACUUUGAUAUACAACAAUUUUUAAAUGCUUUCAAACCAACAACGACGACAACGAUAACGAUAAAUAUCAAUAAUAAUUCAUCUGCUAUUAGUACAAAACAACUGAAAAGAUGGUGGUGGUUAUUUGUAAUUGUGAUCAUGAUCGUACACAGUUAUUAA